GCCCGUGAUCAGUUGACAUUUAUGUCGCACACCGAACGUUUCAUUUCCAGAGCCGGUAUUUACUGAUUUUGAAAGCCCAGCGAUUAACAAAGAAUACGCUCAGUUGUUAAUUUUCUUUUAAACGAUAGGUCUGAUCUGUGGACAAAAUGGCCCAAUCCGUGGAACUGAAAAACCCCCACCUUAAUAAAAUGAGCCAGGACUACUUAUACCAUCUGGCACUGAAUGUCCCCAAUACCAAGGAUACAAGGGACAUACAGAAGCGAUUUGGGGACGUUAAGUUCAUUUGCAUGGGCGGCACUGCUUCGCGCAUGUUGGAGCUCGCACUUUUUUUGCGCGAAUUGCUCGGUGUGAAAGACAACAGCGAACCGGAGGACCUCUGCAGAAGUGGAAAUCGGUAUGCCGUCUAUAAAGUGGGCCCAGUGCUGUGCGCCAGUCAUGGCGUCGGUAUGUCCACCUUCAGUGUGGUGCUACACGAACUACUCAAGCUCGUGAGGUAUGCGAAGUGCCAAGAUCCAGUAUUUCUUCGCAUUGGCACCUGUGGUGGUGUCGGCGUUCCACCGGGGACUGUGGUGGUAACCAAGGAGGCCUACAACGGAUAUCUGCGCAAUGAGCACGAGAUUGCUAUUCUGGGGGAAAAAGUUGUGCGUCCUGCCAAUUUCACUGCAGAUGUUGUCAAGGAUUUGGUAGCGUGUGGAUUGGGGGAUAACUUCAAGACAAUCGAAGCCAAUACAAUGGCCACCGAAUGCUUUUACGAAGGACAGGGACGCACCGAUGGCGCCGUCUGCAAUUACAGUGAAGAGGAUAAAAUGCAGUUUUUAAGAAAAUGUCAUGAUGAGAAGGGGAUACGCAACAUAGAAAUGGAGGCCACUAUGUUCUCUUCAUUGACCAAUCUGUGCAAUGUCAAGGCUGGCGAUAUUUGCGUAACCCUCAUCGAUCGUUUGAAGGGUGAUCAGGUCGAAAUUUCCAUGGAGACUAAAAGCGAGUACGAGCAUCGCCCAUUCAUUAUUGUGGGUCGCUACAUCCAGAAGAUUUUGGCAUCUACCACUUGAAUAUUUGAAAACGGAAAACACGAUAAUUUAUAAUUUAAAAAAAUGGCGGAGUUUCCGAAUAUGAAAGAGUGACCUAUUACUCAUGCAUUUAUGAGUAUGUCCAUACGUACAUAAUCCUCCACGCAAAACUUUACGUUCAGAUCAAAAAAAAAAAUUUCAACUUUAACUCUAGAUACAUAUAUUAAGAGAUAUUAUACCAUAUAAUAUAAUAUAAAACUUCAUUUUUAA
Messenger RNA from Scaptodrosophila lebanonensis, 1277 nucleotides. Its product is annotated as uridine phosphorylase 1. Gene Ontology annotation, molecular function: uridine phosphorylase activity. The transcript is spliced from 6 exons. Gene Ontology annotation, biological process: uridine catabolic process; nucleotide catabolic process. NCBI's taxonomy places the organism in Eukaryota, Metazoa, Arthropoda, Insecta, Diptera, Drosophilidae. The record is from RefSeq and is a predicted model, not a curated record. Gene Ontology annotation, cellular component: cytosol; cytoplasm. The coding region runs from base 147 to 1049 and encodes 300 amino acids.